ACUCUGAUUGCCUUGGAAGCAGUUGUUCAACCUCACUAAACGGACAUCUCUGCCUGCUGUGUGAGCAACGGGAUCCACAGAUGUAUGGCCGCGGCUCCACAGCCAUUCCUGGGAUAUAACAAAGCAAGUCUAGUUCUCUUGGUAUUUCCUUAGUUGUUUGGGCAGUCUGCUUAUACCACACAUCUCAGCUCUUUUUGAGAAACCUAUGUCUUUCCCACAAUUUCCAGCCAUCUUAUGGAGCAAGAGUACUCUCCCCACGUCCACAUCUGAUCCUGUUUCCAUAGUAAAAGUUCUCUUCCUCAUUACACUCCUGAUGACCCUGGUCGCUCUCCUCAUCCUGGCCUACAGAGUGUUCAGAAUCAAAGACUAUUAAACAAGAACCUAGAGUCAGACGCAAGGAAGGAGCCAACACUGCUGGCAUGAACGUCUCCAGUUCUCGGUGGAGACAGCACUGAGGUGAAGAGGCCGGGCCACCUUGGAGCCAUCUGAGAGCUAGAGCCUGGGAAGGAAGAACAGCUUUGGCCACCCAGUCCCCCAAUGGCAGAUGCUUCCCCCGGCCUCGUUUCCUUCUCUACCUCGUCCUCCAGUAUCAUUCAUACUCAUGCUGCCGUUCUUUGACUUGUCCAGGCUCCUUGAGUUUGAAUGUCCUUUUUCUGUGGAUCUUCUAGAAUGAAAUUAGAAAUGACUAUUUCUGCAUUAACAGAGGAACAAACAUGAAGAAUUAAAAAUUGAUUACAACGCUCAAGUAUUGUUUUUAAUCGGGCAUGUGUUGACUCUGGGAAAUUGAAAUUAUUGGAAGUUCAUGACAUCGCAGACUUUAACAAACCUUUUAAGCUCAGUUUCAGAAGAUUCUUGGAAUGGAGCAGCUCACCUUUUCUGAAUUCUGGUUAAAAACAAAUCUCUCUCCUGUUCCUCUAAUUCUAGAAAUAGAGAGUACUACUUCUCCAAAAAUUAUUUAAAGCACCAACUUUGUGGGUUAGCAAAUUUUAAAUAUAUAUUCUAAGAUGAUAA
This is a messenger RNA of Eptesicus fuscus (big brown bat), 1011 nucleotides long. RefSeq names its product small integral membrane protein 42 (gene SMIM42). The transcript has a single exon. NCBI's taxonomy places the organism in Eukaryota, Metazoa, Chordata, Mammalia, Chiroptera, Vespertilionidae. The record is from RefSeq and is a predicted model, not a curated record. Bases 206 to 373 code for a protein of 55 amino acids.